Molecule: messenger RNA, 1485 nt
Organism: Linum trigynum
Lineage: Eukaryota; Viridiplantae; Streptophyta; Magnoliopsida; Malpighiales; Linaceae
Source: the annotation of a GenBank genome assembly
GUCCCUGAGAGACGAUACCCAGACUUCCGGUUUACUACGAGAUAGGAAUUUGGCAUAUGUGCUUUUGCCCUAUCAAGUUUUUGGUACCGUUGCCGGGGACUGCCAUGCCUUAUUUUUGUUGAUUUUUGUGAGUGAACUAUUUUGAUCUGGGUGUUAGUGCGCAGAAGAGUUUUCAGGUUUAUCCUUCUCGUGCAUGCGUAGGAGGACGACUGGCAAUUUACUGCUACUAGAUUCGGAGAUCGAGAAGACCUGCCGUCAGAACAAGAAGCAGUUCAAGUUAGGGAAGCAACCAACAAGAAUUCCUAGGUCUUUCCUAACCCAGAGAGGGCGGGCUUCAUCACCUGUCAUCCUACACCACUGACACCACCACCACCGCGCCACAUCGAGCCUGUCAUCAUGGCAGACCAGGAUCAUUCGAUCAGGGUUCUCUUGAAUCGAAGGACUGGAGCCCGAGCUUCAUGUGUUCUCAUUCCGGCUAGGGAUGAAACCAUGGAGAUUUCCCCAACAUUUAUCAAUAUGAUCACCAACGGGUACACUUUCUACGGGGCUAGCACUGAGGAUCCUCACGAACACCUUCGUCGGUUCGCAAGCAUUUGUGAUACGAUGAAGAGCCCGACUGUGUAUGAUGAUGCAAUCCGUCUUAAGAUGUUCUCAUUUUCUCUAAAGGGAAUGCAUCACAUCGGUUUCAGAACUUAACACCACGUUCCAUCAUGACAUGGGCUCAGCUUGAGAAGGCCUUUCUGGACAAGUACUUCCCACCUGCCUUGGCAAUGAAGAGGCAAGAGGAAAUUGUUACUUUUAAGCAAGCAGAAGAUGAGAGUCUAACAGAGGCGUGGGAGCGUUAUAAGGGGCUAUUGAUGAGAUGCCCAAGCCAUGGUCUUGAAGAUUGGAACGUGAUCAUUAUUUUCUUCAAUGGAAUCAGAAGGGAGUUUCAUGAUGCCCUGAAUAAUGCUUCUCGAAAUGGUUUCACAAGCAUGGAGGCACCAAAAACAUAUGACCUGGUAGAGAAGAUCUGUUCAGAAGCCACUGAAUGGGGUAGUGAGACCAGUAUUCGAAGAAGAGGAGGCUUGCAUGAGAUAGACAGAGUUGCGAGUCUAGAAGCCAAGUGAUAACGAUGUAAUUGCACGUAUUUGCACCCCUAGUCUUAUCCGUUUGAGGGGCAUAGUCGUGUAUUUUUGGCCUAUUUUACGCCGGGUUGUGCUACUUUGUCAUAUUUCAGGUCCCAGGCGUCAAAGGAAAGGCUAAGCACGAGUUUCGGGGCAUUCGGAAGUCAUUCGGUCGAGCUGGAACCAAAACACGGGCACGCUUAAAUCAGAACACGGCCGUGUUCUUAGACCGUGCUUUUACUGUCGAGACUUGAUAUGAGGUUGGAAAACACUAGCUCAAAACACGGGCAUGGCUGAGACAGAACACGACCGUGUCCCCCAAAAGCACGCCCGUGUUUCUCCCAACAGGCUGGCCUUGUAAUUAACCCUUAACAAGGGC